Molecule: messenger RNA, 1636 nt
Organism: Ornithorhynchus anatinus (platypus)
Lineage: Eukaryota; Metazoa; Chordata; Mammalia; Monotremata; Ornithorhynchidae
Gene: PDZD9
Product: PDZ domain containing 9
Exons: 5
Coding region: 391-1062 (223 amino acids)
Molecular function (GO): protein binding
Source: RefSeq, a predicted model, not a curated record
ACUGUUGGUGGGCGUUGGAAGCUCCAGAGCCAGGCAGGGUCGGGCUGGGCCAGGCUGGGCCAGAAAGGGCCUCGUCGUGGUUCCCGCCCUCCGGAGAGCGGCUGCGAGCACCGCCAGCUCUGGGCCCAUGGAAGGGAGCCAGGCCUAUCCCAGAGCAGUUCGGUUUCUCUGGGUUUCUGAGAAACAGGGUACUGAAGUUCACUGGAAUGAAUCGCCAAUCUAGAAGAUUCAUUGGGUUAAAAGAGGUGACUUUUCAGAGCUCAGAAGGGUUCAGUGAAAUUGGACAGGUCACUCAACUCCUUAAAGAAAAUGUGACUGGCAGGCCAAGCUCUGGUCCAGGGAAAGACUUCGAAGCACACCUUGAGUACAACAUUAAAGACCAACAUCAAGAUGGGAUAUCAGGGACUUGGACUAAUCAUCAUCCAGAACGGACCUUAUCUCCAGAUAACAAAUCUCUUGGAGAAAGGAGCUGCAGCCAAGAAUGGGAGACUAAAGCCAGGUGAUGUUCUGAUAAAAAUUGGCCACACAAAUGUCUUAGGAUACACACUCAGGGAACUUCUACAGUUUUUAUACAGCAUUCCCAUUGGAACGGUACUGCAAAUAAGGGUUUACAGAGAUUUCAUGGAUAUACCUCAGGAAUGGCAAAAUGUGGAUGAUUUAAUCCCCGAAAGCAAAUCCCGAUUUCAGGUGGCACAUACAUCAGGGAAGAAGGAAAAAGAAGAAACGUGCACAAGUAGUGAUGAUGAUGAUGAUGUCAUUUUAGAUGAGAGAUUUAAGUAUUUUAAAUCUCCACCAUCCACAGUUGACUGCGCAAUGACGUUAUCGUCCAUCUCCACGGCGUGGCACGCAUAUAGAAAAAGGAACCGUAGGUUCACUGUAGGAGAAGAUAUCGGUUGCGAUGUUAUGAUUCACAAGGAUUCUGAGGAGCUGGAUGCCGAUGGUGUAAAAAAAGAUAGAGCCCCUUCACCAUACUGGACAAUGGUCAAAGGUGAUGACAAGUCAUCUUCCUCCUCCACUACCUCAGAUGCGUUUUGGCUGGAAGACUGUGCCACUAUUGAAUAGCCACCCAACGUCACAUCUUGAAAUCUGGACUGCUGACAGAGUUGCAGAUGAGCAUUUACCUUCAGAACCAGUGAGAUCCUACAGCUCACAGCAGGGCAUCGCCAUCUCCUGAUUCCUUAUAAAGCUCUGUUAAGUAGAGUGCACUGACAGACACAAAGUGAAAGACGUAACCUACACCCGUCAAUGAGCUAAGGCUCUCCACGGACCCUAGCCUGCCUGCCACCCUCAUCAGAACAAAAGUAAGAACACUUCAAUAAACACCUUUCAGUGAAAAAUAACCCCCUUACUUGAAGGAACACCUUGGAGGCUCAAAGUACAAGGAAAAGUCAGAGCUCUGAUCUUCACCUUUUGAGGUAACUACAGUGACUUGGCUUAAUAAUGAAAUGUAUUUAUGAAUAAAGAACAGAAUGGGAAGUUUAUCCUUUAAACUACCAGUAAACAAUAAAACUACAAUUCUGAAACAUUUGCCAAUAUGUUAUCUCCAACUAGUUCUAUAACACCUCAAAUGAGCCUACAAAAUGGGUUUUAUUGUUAAGUGCAUUUUUACCUAUGAACAGAAUAAAAAAAGGAAAAG